Molecule: messenger RNA, 1251 nt
Organism: Caenorhabditis briggsae
Lineage: Eukaryota; Metazoa; Nematoda; Chromadorea; Rhabditida; Rhabditidae
Exons: 6
Coding region: 1-1251 (416 amino acids)
Biological process (GO): protein phosphorylation
Cellular component (GO): nucleus
Molecular function (GO): ATP binding; protein kinase activity
Source: RefSeq, a predicted model, not a curated record
AUGCAACAAAACGACCAACAGUCCCCGGGAUAUGCCUAUGAGCCAGUCAAUGUGGAUCUAAGAUUCCAUCCCGCAUCACUCGAACUUCGCAACGGCGAACAAUAUAACGUUCGUGGAUUGUUCGGCCGAGGCGGUUUCAGUGUCGUUUACCGCGUCAGAGAUCGCAAUGGUUACCAAUACGCGGCUAAAGUUCUUGCACAAAGAGCUAAUCGUUAUUCGAGUCGUCACGAGCUGGAGGCAUAUCACAAAAUUGUCCAAAACCCACAUACAAACCUGCUAUCGUUGCAUUUGGCCGGAGAGUUGAUGAAUCCACCGCAAGGUUACACAGAUGAAGUUAUUAUCACUGAAGCGUGUGGACCGUCGAUCAAAGAUAUUAUGAUGAGAGCUAGAGGAGAUGUCGGCAAUUUCCGUUUGCCAUCAUUCUCAACGGACGAUAUCAAACAGAUUGGUAGACAAAUUGGAGAGGGAUUGUUGCAUUUGGAGAAUCUUAACAUUUAUCAUUUGGACCUCAAAGCGGCCAAUGUAACUUUUAUGAACACCGUCAAAUAUGAAGUGGAUGCGAACUUGGCUCAACCGAUCAUCACAAUGAGUGACCUCAGAAUUAAGAUCAUUGAUUAUGGAAAUUCUUCGUCUCACUGGAUUCCUGGAAUCAAAAGACGCCAUACGGUGGUUCAACCACAGAACUUGCGUGCACCCGAAAUUUUCAUGGGAAUUCCCCACAACGAGAAGUCCGACGUGUGGUCCAUGGGAUGCCUGAUGGGCGAGUUGUACAUUGGAAGAGUGCUUUUUAUUGCGAGAUUAGGCGUCACUCAGGCCGAAAGACAACAAUCCCAAUUUGAGUUGAUGGUGUCUAGAAUGAAUGCGACCGUUCCAGAUGAAUUGAUGGAGAUGUCGAGACGAGGAAGAAGAUGCAACCUCGAUUUCAAUUUCCUCAACAAUCGUGAAGGAAACAGCGAACAAGACUUGCUGAUGAAUUUGAUGCGUGAGGAAAGCGAUUUACCAUUGUUCCAGUUUCUGCAAUUCGUUUUUCAAUCCUGCCGAGAGACCAUCAUUCGAGGAACUUCUCAACCACGAGUUUCUUACAAACUUCUAAGCUCACAUUUCUAUUCAAAGCCAGCCUUUGUCCAUUUUUCAUGCUUUCUACCUGGUUUUUUGUUUACCUGUUACGAAUUCAUUGUGUCCAACACAUCUUUAAUUCAAACCCCGUCUACUGAAUCUCCCGUGUCACUGAAACAACCGUUUUCUAUGUGA